Molecule: messenger RNA, 846 nt
Organism: Ostreobium quekettii
Lineage: Eukaryota; Viridiplantae; Chlorophyta; Ulvophyceae; Bryopsidales; Ostreobiaceae
Source: the annotation of a GenBank genome assembly
AUGCCGAUGGCGACGCCGGGCGUGGCCAGUCGCGAGGCCCUGCAGGUCCCCAGGGUGUGCGCGGGGGUGUCCAGGCUCCCCAUCCGCCCGAGCGCGGGCCGGAGCCCCGCCAGGGGCGCAGUGAGCUGCAGGGCGAAACAGAAUGGCACCACUGGGCUCCAGGAGGUGGGCCAGGCGGUGAGCGCCGCUGCGGCGGCCGUGAUGCUGGGCCUUGGGGCGGUCGCCGGGCCCGCGUUGGCUGCCGAGUUGGACAUCCUACUGGAGCCCACACCAACUUCGCGAUAUGUCAUCGAUGACGCUGGCGUGCUGAGCAAAGCCACCAAAAGGGAGCUGAACGAGAGGCUGCAGAAAUUGGAGGCGAAAACAAACUACCGGCUGGAGGUUGCCACCGUCAGGAAGCUGGAGUUUGAAACCGAUCCUUUUGCUUUCGGUGACAAGGUCAUUGAGAAAUGGUAUCCAUCUGUGGAACAAGGAACGAACAAAGGAAUUCUGCUGGUCGUGUCUUCCGCCAAGGAGGGAGCUCUGACAGGGGGGCCAGGUUUCCUCAAGGCUGUUGGCGACGACCUCAUCGACAGCAUUGUUGGGGACAACAUUCCCAUCUUCACGGAGGAGGAGAAGUUCAAUGAAACUGUUCUCAGCAGUGUAAAGAGAAUAGAGGCCACGUUCACAGGACAGGAGGACCCAGGUGCGCCAGAAAGGGCGGACAGAACCCGCAAGCGCACUUACAGGACGAAAGCGGAGACGGAAAAGGGCAAGGGCGUCACAUCAACGGUUGUCAUUAGUCUCCUCGUCAUUUCAUUUGUUGUACCCAUGCUCCAGUAUUAUGGCUAUACUGCCAAGGAAUGA